CAGUCAGUCGCUCCCUGUCGCUGCCGUACAGUCUCUGCUUCCCCCUUCCUACCCGCUCCGCGGCGGCAGCUCAGGCUCUCCGGGGAGGGGGAGACGAGAGAGAGAGAGAGAGAGAGACCGACUUAAUAAAAGUUUCCUGAAACAACAACUACUACCAAAAAGCCCACGGUGGGGGGAGACCCCCGUUCUUCUCCGCCCUCUCCAAAAGCCUGAGGGACCGUUGCAGGUGGAGCGGCGCUGGGAGGAGCCGGGCUGCGGCGGCGGCAGCCGUUGCCCCGGCGAGGGGCGCCUCGGGUCCCGCCCGCUCCGGCUCCGGCUCCUUCGGCGGCCGCCGCUGCGGCUGCCAGGCGGUUCCUCCUGUCAACUGCCCGCGCCCGCGCGCCGCCCGCCCGGCCGCCCCACAGCGCGGAGGGACGCCGUGAGCCGCCGCCGCCGCCGCCGCUGGUGAGCUGCGGCGCUUCCGCCUCAGCGCCGGCGGGGACUCUUUGGGAGCGCGUCGGCCCGAACCCCGCUUCCCUUCGCGCGGUCCGAGGGGGGCUGCGCCAGGUGGGGCCAGCGGCCGCCUCCCGCGCCAGGCUGUCCCGGUGGCCGUCCGGCCUGCCCGCCUGCCUUCCGCCGGCCCGCCCUAGGAGUUAAGCAAGGCGCGAUGAAGAGCUUCUCCCAGUGAAAGGAAAGUAGGUCGCACCCACUGAAAAUGCCUUUAAGGGACAAAUACUGUCAGACUGACCACCAUCACCACGGAUGCUGUGAACCAGUUUAUAUCCUGGAACCUGGAGAUCCUCCUUUGUUACAGCAACCACUACAGACAUCCAAAUCUGGUAUUCAACAAAUAAUUGAAUGCUUUCGAUCAGGAACUAAACAACUUAAGCAUAUUUUGUUAAAAGAUGUGGACACUAUUUUUGAAUGUAAAUUAUGUCGCAGUCUCUUCAGAGGAUUACCAAAUUUAAUUACCCAUAAAAAAUUCUACUGCCCACCAAGUCUCCAGAUGGAUGACAACCUUCCUGAUGUAAAUGAUAAACAAAGCCAAGCCAUAAACGAUCUCCUAGAAGCCAUAUAUCCAAGUGUGGACAAGCGAGAAUAUAUUAUUAAGCUAGAACCCAUAGAAACAAAUCAGAAUGCAGUGUUCCAGUAUAUUUCAAGGACUGAUAAUCCUACUGAAGUAACAGAGUCAAGCAGUACUCCUGAACAAGCUGAAGUGGAAAUACAGGAAGCUACCGCCGAGCAGCCGAAAACAGUGCCAGUUACAGACACUGAGGUGGAAGCUGAAGAGCCCCCGCCUGUUGAGAUUGUUGCAGAUGAAGCUGCACCUGCACCAGAUGAACAACCUCAGGAGUCACAGGUUGACUUGGAAACUUCAGACAAUUCUGAUUUUGGCCACCAGUUGAUAUGUUGUCUUUGUAGAAAAGAAUUCAAUUCUAGACGAGGUGUUCGUCGCCACAUUCGAAAAGUACACAAGAAAAAGAUGGAGGAACUAAAAAAGUACAUUGAAACACGAAAGAAUCCAAAUCAGCCCUCUAAAGGACGCACUAAGAAUGUUCUAGUUCCAUUAAGUAGGAGUUGUCCAGUAUGUUGUAAAUCAUUUGCUACAAAAGCGAAUGUGAGGAGGCAUUUUGAUGAAGUUCAUAGAGGACUAAGGAGGGAUUCAAUUACUCCUGAUAUAGCAACAAAGCCUGGGCAACCUUUGUUCCUGGAUUCUGUUUCUCCUAAAAAAUCUUUUAAGACUCGAAAACAAAAGUCGUCUUCAAAGGCUGAAUACAAUUUAACUGCAUGCAAAUGCCUCCUUUGCAAGAGGAAAUAUAGUUCACAAAUAAUGCUUAAAAGACAUAUGCAAAUUGUCCACAAGAUAACUCUUUCUGGAACAAACUCUAAAAGAGAGAAAGGCCCUAAUAAUACUGCCAACAGUUCAGAAAUAAAAGUUAAAGUUGAACCAGCAGAUUCUGUAGAAUCUUCACCCCCUUCCAUUACCCAUUCUCCACAGAAUGAAUUAAAGGGAACAAAUCAUUCAAAUGAAAAAAAGAACACACCGGCAGCACAGAAAAAUAAAGUUAAGCAAGACUCUGAAAGUCCUAAAUCAACUAGUCCGUCGGCUGCAGGUGGCCUGCAAAAACCCAGGAAACCCAAGCUCUCAGCUGGCUUUGACUUUAAGCAACUUUACUGUAAACUUUGUAAACGUCAGUUUACUUCUAAACAAAACUUGACUAAACACAUUGAGUUGCACACAGAUGGAAAUAACAUUUAUGUUAAAUUUUACAAGUGUCCUCUUUGCACUUACGAAACUCGGCGGAAACGCGAUGUGAUCCGACAUAUAACUGUGGUUCAUAAAAAGUCAUCUCGCUAUCUUGGGAAAAUAACAGCCAGUUUAGAGAUCAGAGCUAUAAAAAAGCCUAUUGAUUUUGUUCUAAAUAAAGUGGCAAAAAGAGGCCCUUCAAGGGACGAAGCAAAACAUAGUGAAUCAAAACACGAUGGCACUUCUAAUUCUCCUAGUAAAAAGUACGAAGUAGCAGACGUCGGUAUUGAAGUAAAAGUCACAAAAAACUUUUCUCUUCACAGAUGCAAUAAAUGUGGAAAGGCAUUUGCCAAAAAGACUUAUCUUGAACAUCAUAAGAAAACUCAUAAGGCAAAUGCUUCUAAUUCACCUGAAGGAAACAAAACCAAAGGCCGAAGUACAAGAUCUAAGGCUCUUGUCUGAUAACUUCAAGUGAUGUACGAAAAGGUUUGGAGUUCAUUUUUGUGGAAAGACUUUAAAUUGGUGUUAGAACCACUAAACAUCUUCACAUGGUACUAUGAGGAAAAAAAGAAAAACAUUCUCAUAAGUUUUCAACUGUAACUGCUGUUUUCUGACUAAAAUAAUAACCAUCUAACCACUUGUUUGUAAGGCAGUGCCUAUCCCAGCACUUUCCAGUAGCUGCGACAUUACUUGUCGUCAUCACAGUCCAUCCGCUAGCCACCUUGACCUUGUGCAUUUGGUCUGCAGUUUCUACAGAUACAUUGUACGUUUUGUUUUCCAAACAGUUUGAUGAUUAAAGUGGUCAACACCCUGAAGAAACUACCAGUUUUUAAUUGACAAAAAGACUUAACAUCUUAAUGAUUUUAGUUUGGGUUCACUUUAUUUGGCACAAGUUUCAUCUGGAUUGUACAUAUAUAUGAUCUUUUAGUGAGUAUAUGAGAGAAACAAAAGACAAAUUAGUAUCAACAUAUUAUAAAUAUUUAGUCAAUUAAAUAUUUGUAAUUAUUUUUAUAUCCUUUUAUUUCUAACUUGUUCUUUAGCACUUAAGUGUUUGAAUAGUCUCUCUAAGAUAGUUACUACAGGAAAAUUCUAGUUCAUUUUCAUGAAUGGAUCAUUAGGUUUUUUUCAUUUAUAACCAUCUGAGGUUUUUAUGAAAAUUAAACAUUCCCCAGUUUUUCCUGAAAUUUUAUACAAAGCACUUUAAUGAUAGAUGCAACUUUAUUUUUCAGUUUCUAUUUUUUUUUUAAAAAAACGACCACACACAUUUACUAUUGUUAACAUGAAAGUAGUAAAUAACCUACUGAUGUUUUGUGGAUGCAGACAAUCCAUGUAUAACACUUCUAAUGAUACUAGUUUAUUUCUUUAAAUACUGCUAUAAAAGGAAAAUGAGGGUAAAAACCCUGAUUUUUCUCUUUCAAGAAAGAUCAGAAGUGACCACUUUAGGUAAUAUUUGAUUCAGACUGUAAAAUUUAGAAAAUAAUGAAUUCUUGGCCAUUUUUGUAAUCAAGAUUUUAGGAAAAACAGAAGUACAUCUAUCUAUGAAAUUUUGGGCAGGUUUUUGUGCAUUAAUAUUUUGUACUUCUUAGGGAAUAUUUUAUUUUUUAUUAAUUUGUGUCAGAUUAUAAUUUUAAAAGGAACAGCAGAAAUAUACCAUGUUUUUAUAUAGGUUCACACUUGUACUUAGAAGGGACCCUGUCCACCUACAUAAUUUUUGUAUAAAAUUUUAAAAUGUUGAAGAUCCCACAAGGUCAUAAUAAAAUGCUUUGAUAGCUUAAAAAACGUUUACCCUUCCCAGUGCUUUGCACUAAAAUAUACUGUGAAAGGAAACUAGAGAGACUGUUAUUGUUGCUGGAAAUGUUCUAUAUUGAAUGUACAUGCUUUUGUUGGAAAAUGUUGGAAAAAUGUGAUGGAAAUAAACCAGACUCAAAGUUAUUUCAGCUAAAUGUGCUUCAAAAAAAGGUGCAUUGGUUGAAACUUAAAUGUUUUAUUAUCUUUAAACUUACUCAGUGACUGUGAGCAGCUACACUUGAAUUAUAUCCUGACAGUUUUAUUUUUAAGUAAUAGAAUAAUAAUUUCUCCUUAAUUUAAAAACAGAUUUACUUUUCCACAUAUGGAAGAUUUGUGGUCUUAUAGGUCUAACUAUAAUGACUAAUAGUAUAAUAUAUUUAGGGAACUAAAUGUGUAGGUGGUAUUUCACUUAUAAACCAUCUUCAUUAGUUGCACAUUAUUAAACCUGUAUGUUUGACUUUUGCAAGGUGUUAUCUUUUAUGCAUUCCUGCACACAAGACAUAUUCCAAAGAUUUUUUUUCCAGACUUCAGUACUUGUAACCAAUGAAAAGAUAAGAGGCUUUCUAAAAAACUUGGGAGUAACUGUUUACUACAUUUUCUCUUCUGUAUGUCAGCCUUUUCCUCUUUGCUUUGCUUGGAAAAUACUGUAGGGGAGAAAGGAAAACACACUGCUGUUGGAAGAGGGAGACACACUUGCUGGGCUUCCCUUACUCUAGUCGCUUGUUUCCCCAGGACCAUUUCUCAGCAUGUCUCCUCUGUAAUAAUUGCAGAAUUUCAAAGGGGAAAACAAGAGUUCCACAGUCUGUCAAAAGAUUUCAUCUGGAUCAUAGAGAAAAAAUAGCACAGCGUCAGGACUUGCUUAAAUUAGAAAGGCCUGGAGAUACUGGGAACGUUUUAUCUUGAUAACCAAAUUCCUGGCUUAUGGCAGAUGUGAGAGAAGCUAACCUGAGAAAAUGGGACUAGCUUAGAAAGGUAGACCAAACAAGAAGUAACUAGAAACUACUUUUUGUUCCUCUUCCUUUCUGGUCUUCAUUUUUACUUUAUUUUACUUUUAAAAGAUUUUAUUUAUGUAUUUGAGAGGUAUAGUUAUAGACAGAGAGGGAGAGACAGCAAGAAAGGCCUUCUACCUGCUGGUUCACUCCCCAUUUGGCAGUGACUACCAGAGUUGAGCUGAUCAGAAGCCAGUCGCAAAGCGCUCCAUCCAUCCCAGUCUCCCAUGUGGGUGCAAGGGCCCAAGCACUUGGGCCGUCUUCCACUGCUUUCCGAGCCAUAAGCAGAGAGCUGGAUUGGAAGAGGAACAGCCGGGCCAUAAACCGGUGCCCAACAUGGGAUGCCGACACCGCAGGGGGAGGCCUAGCCUACUGAACCACAGUGCCAGCUCCCCCCACCCAUUUUUACUUUUAGAUGAUUUUGACUCUUGAGCUCUGUCAUUUCAGAGACUUGAGAAAAUACAUAAGAAGUUUGUGUCAAGCCUUUUUACACAUAGGCUAUAUAAACAUGUUUAUGAGAUUUUUUGUUGUAAUGAAUAAUAAGCAGAUAAAUGGCUUAUUUUAUAUUUUAUAUUAAGAUUUAUCUCCAGCUGUAAAUUACAUUUACCUUUGUUGGUAUUUGGUCAAUUAAAUUUUCCUGUAGAGUUCAGUUUAUCCUUCUUUCUAAUGGUACCUUCCAUUUGUAGGAGAUGAGAAGCAAUAACAGGUAUAGCUUGUGGUUCAACUUUGUAAGUUGUAUAGUGAUGUGGAAGAAGUACAACUGGGCAGGUGUUCAUUAAUGAACAUGCAGAUGUUUCUUGAAUAUACAACUUUUUUGUUGCUGCUGCUUUUUUCCCCCUUGCUAUGAAGAAAACCCUUGAAGAAUAUAUAAAUUACCCACCCUUAAUCUUAGCCUGCUUUUGUGUAUAUGAGCUAUGUUUUUGGUUGACAAGGAUUGCCCUUAUUGUUGAAAAGUACCUUCCCAUGUUACAGGAAUAUGUUAUAUUGCUUGAUGGCUGAUAGGCUCUUUACUCAGUUUGCUUUAAAGAAACUAUGGAUGCAGUGGCAGGGAAUUUUGUGGUUUGCUAUGGGAGAAAGAGGAAUUUCCCCAUGUACAUUCUGGAAAAUAUGUGUGGAAACAGUGUAUGACAAGUGGGUGACCUUCCUAGUUGUAAAGUUGCAGUUGAUCUCUUGACAUAGCAUGACCCCUGAAAAUGAGAUAGGAAAGUUUCUAACAUUUUCGAAGUUAGGCUUCUGAGUUCUCUGCCGUGACCCAUGGCAGUUUUCUAGAUCCUUAGUUUGGAGUUGUGAAAGUUGCUUUUCUGGUGGAAUCCACAGACUACCGAGGUUAUGGUUUAGCUAUGGUGCUCCCAGUUGAUCUGAAGCCUAGCUGUAAGAUACAUGCAUUUGUGGUAUUGGCUGUGCUUUUAAACAAGAUCCUUCUGUACUCUUACUCUCUCCUUUCUGUCUGACUUUUAAAAAUUAUUAUUCAUUAGAGACACAGAGAGAGACUGUACUCCCACCUGCUGGGUCACUCCCCAAAUGCCUGCAAUGGCUAGAGCGGGGCUGAGGCCAGAGGCAGGAGCUGGGAAUACAAUCCAGGUCUUCCACGUGGGGUGGCAGGGACCCAGUUACUUGAGUUGUCACUGCUGCCCUUCCCCGCACUCCUCCCCAGAGACUGUAUUGGUGGGAAGCUAGAGUCAGAAGCCUGAGACAGCAGUCAGACUCAGGAGCUCUGAUGCAGGAUAUGGGCAUCUUAAAUGCUAAGUGAAACACUUGGCUUUUCCCCUCCCUUGGACUUUGAGAGCUAAAAGGAUCUUUGGGACUGAAAAGCAGCAAGGAUCAGCAAUGUUAGGACCAGCUCUGUUGUUUCUAAGGCAUUAGGCGUAUUGUAGAAUGCAAAAUGAAAACAGGUUUCCUGUACCUAAAAUCAUUUUGGCUUUUUUCAUUUCUCACUUGAAUUUCUCUUGUCUUUGAUUUAAAAGGCAGAGUAACAGAGAUCUUUUCAUUCGCUAGUUCACUCCCCCAUAUGUCUGCAACAGCCAGUUCUGGUUCAGGCCAAAGCCAGGAUCCCAGAACUACAUCCCAGUCACCCAAGUGGGUGGCAGGGGCCCAAGUUGGGCCAUCACCUGCUGCUUUCCUGGGCACAGUAGCAGAGAGCUGAAUCUAAAGUGGACAGCCGGGACUGGAACCAGCACUCUGAUAAGGUGUGCUGGCAUCGCAAGCCAGAGCUUAGCUUGCUGCAUCACAACGCCAGCCCCUAUAAUCUGUUUCUGUAUCAUUUUCCUUUGAGCUUCCAGUCUUCUCGUGGCCUGGUUGAUUAACAGAUCAUUAGAACCAAGAUAGCUGUAACUGUUACUAGGAAGGGUAAUAGUGUGGAAAAUGCAGUUCAUUUCUGCCAGAAUCUUUAACUCUCUGCGCUGGACUUGGGAGGUUUAUUGUUCUCAGGCUUCUUCCUCUAUGUGCUUUCUCCAGUGUAACACCACAAGCAAAGGGGGGUUUAUAGCUGCGUAUAGUUGGGGAAAAGUGCAGAGUUGGAUGUUUUGCUGCUUGUGCCCACUCAGCAGAAUUAGUAUACGUGAUUGUGUAUCUUUACGGUCAGAGACUGUGUCUUGAUAAUUUUGUACAGUGCCUUGAAUAUUUUUAUGUAUACCCAGGCACUCUAAAGCAAUGUUUGAUAAUGGUUUCAAAGCAGGUAGUAGUCUUUCCAUCUCAGAAUAGUAUCAUUUACUUUGGGACUUUACAUCAUAAUUUUAUAAACUUUCUCAUUGGGAAGUCCUAUUUAUUUUACAAAAUACUACCAGUGUCAGGAUAAGAGUUUUUGGAAAUAAAGAAAAUUCUUAAUAAUAGCUAAUCAUGAACAUUUAUGGAAUUGCGAUUGCUGUAUGCUGAGUGCACUGUGUUUACGUGCUCCUAACCCUACCGGCAGCCCUAUGAAGUCAGACCUGUUUCUUCAUUAUCCCUGUUUUAUUGAACAGGAAUUGAAGUCUGUGAUUUACUCAGCGUCACAUAAUAGUUAAGAGACUUGAUCCUGGAUCUGACAACACUCUGUGCCCUUAGUGUAAUGUUACAUUUGCAUAUUCGCUGCAUUACCUUAUGAUCUGGAGCCCAAUCAGUUGAUGAAGGUUUUGGUUCCAGGCCAGCUCUCUGCUAUGGCCCGGGAGUGCAGUGGAGAUGGCCCAAGUGCUUGGGCCCUGCACCCCAUGGGAGACCAGGAGAAGCACCUGGCUCCUGCCUUUGGAUCAGCGUGGUGUGCCGGCCGCGGCGGCCAUUGGAGGGUGAACCAACAGCAAAAGGAAGACCUUUCUCUCUGUCUCUCUCUCUCACUGUCCACUCUGCCUGUCAAAAAAAAAAAAAAAAAAAAAGAAAGGAAGGUUUUGAUUCCACAAAUUAUUUCCUAUAUGACCUUGUGCGAAUUAAAAACAUUCUGUGCCUAAGUUACCUCAGCUAUGAGAUUUCUCACUUUGUAGGCUUGUUCUGAGGCUAAGAUGAAAAAUCUUUGUGAAACACAAGAGUGCCUGGCAUGGUACAGUAAAUGUUGUUACUGUAAGUGACCUAGAGAGCAUUUACAAAUGUGGAAUUUCGUUAUUACUGAUUAAACAUAAAUUUAGACAAAGUUAUGCAUUAAAAAGAAUGUCAUUGCUACACAUCAGAUUCUACCUGUUGCUUUUCUAUAAAUUGGAACAGUGAAGACAACCAACUAUAUUAUUUGCUGUAGUUCUCUUCCAGUCAGAUAGUAGUAGCUGCUGCUUGUUUGUGAGCUUCUCGUUUUAUUUAGAAAGGCAUUAGGUAGCUCUGCACAGCUUCAUAGCCAGUCUUGGUUUUGGUGGUUCCUUUCCAGAACAGCCCAUCUGUCAGAAUUCUCAUUAGCAUCUGUCCUGUCAUGCAGAUGUUACUGAUCACAUGCCAAACACUAACACAGAGCAAGAAUUAAUUUAGAAACAUUGCUGAAAUAUUUUUAUAAAACAAAACCUGUAUACAUGUAGUACUUUUUGAAAGAAAAGAUUCAGUUAGGCGAGCUUGUCAAAGAGAAUAUAAUUCAGCUGAGUCAGGAGUUUCUUCGGUGAAUGUGUCAUGGGGAGAUAAGAAACGGCACUCAUCAACUGUUCUGCCAGUGGUGGUCUGGUGGCAGGUUCCAAAUUUCAGCUAAGUCCCAGUACUAUUAUCUCUGAUAGAGUUUGCCCACACAACUGACUGCUGUUGAUGUUGCUUUUUACAUGAACACGAUGAUCCUAGAAAUUUUAGUUUUCAGGAACUAAAAACCAGAAAACUCUGGCCCUUAAAUUUGAAUGAACCUUUUUUUUUUUUUUUUUUAAGUAAGAUUGAUUGAUUUACUUGAAAGGCAGAGUUAGAGAAACAGAGAUCUUCCAUCCACUGUUUCACUCCCCAGUGGUUUCAAAAGCUGAGGCUGGGCCAAUCUGAAGCCAUGAGCCAGGAGAACUUCCGGGUCUCCCAGGUGGGUGCAGGUCCCCAAGCACUUGGCCAUCUUCCAUUGCUUUCUCAGGUAGAUUAGCCGGGAGCUGAAUGGGAAGUGGAGCAGCUGGGACUCCCACUGAUGCCCACGGGGGAUGCUGGUGCCAGGCUUUAUCUACUACACCACAGCACCGGCCUCUUGGAUGAAUGCUUAUGUCUUGAAUUUCAGUUCAAGUAAUGGGGUUCCUACACCUUGUUUGUGUGCCUAAAUGAUUCUGAUACUCAAAUGCUUGUUCAGGUAUCUGGAGCAUGUUCCUGGCUCAUGAAACAUUGUAGUAGUUAAGUAAUAAGAGGACCUGGUUGAAAAAAUAGGCAAACCAAAAUAAACACCCCAUUUUGGAUGUUUUGAGUAGUAAUGGCUUGGCAUCUUACCUGGGUAUUCUACCUACUCUGUGUGAUCUGGUAACUAUUAAGGUGUGAGAGUGAUGUUAUAUUCAGGUGAGAAAUUAUUACACCAGUAUGAACCUUACUGCAUAUAGCUCAUCACAGUUCAGAUUUUGAAAAUUGGAUUCAAAUCCAUCUCUGAUCUGGAAUUAUCCUGAAAAUUAAUCAGUUCUGAGAAAUGGGACUGUGGCUUUUCAUCAGAGCUGCUUUUUCAGCUGUGCAAAAGCUCUUCUUGGGUAGAUAGGUGUCUUGGCGGGCCUGAACCCCAGAGUACUUGGUGGUUGUGACUGGUAGCUUUUGUUUUGAAUGGGAAGGAAAACCAAGAAGUAUGUUUCUUCUAAGAAGAAAAAUAGGGAAGCACUAGGAACACAGUGUGUGUAAGUGGUUGAAUUAUGUGGGAAAGAGGACUUUGACGGAAGGAAUUUUUGUGUAUUUAAUUUUGGACAUAAUAUUGGAGAAAAGGACAAUAGGGUCGUUUUUAUAAGCUUCUGCAGCAGAGUGACCUUGUCGUAUUUGUGCUUUUUUUCUGGUUAGGUACUUGCUGAGUUCCUUGGGAUGCAAGGUGUUGGGUGUUUGUAGAUGUUCCAGCUUUCUUCUUCCCUUUGAUCAGACUUUGAGAAGAUAGGAUAGACUCAUGGGCUUGGUAGAGCAAACACAUCUAGUAACACUCAUGAAUUAGCCUCAAGACUUAGAUCCUUAGAAAACAUCUUAGUAAUUUUUCAACUUCACCUUUCUUCGCCUGUCCAUCUUGACUAGUCUUGUAUCCUUUAUUGUGAUUGUAAGAGUGGAUUCACUUGCCAUGAAAUUAAUACACAGGUUUACAUAAACAUAAGGGCAGGAAACUGUUGAAAGAAAUGGUUUUGUUUCCUGUAACUUCCCUAGAUCUCUUUUUAAGUCUCUUAAAUGCACAGUUGUGAUGGUUUGUAAAUGUGAAGCUGUAGGAGACUUUGAAGGCCCUUCUCUCCAGAACUAGCAGGGGUGGGGUGGGGGUGAGGGGGUGAGGGCUGUGGACCUUCUGUAAAAGGCCCUGCCAAGGCAACCGCAGGUGGGACCUGAAAUUUAAUAAAUCUGUGGCAGGCUGAUGUUCUAAAUAUGCAAGUGGCCCCUGGCAGAAAAAAGGUUCUCCACCCCUGAACAGUUGAGUAGGGCUAGGUAAGGCCCAAACUACAGAUGCCUGAAGAUGGAAGUGGGUUGCACAGUAUGGACCCUCUUGUUAAUGUCCUCUAAUUGCAGUUGUAUGAGUGCAGAUCACCCACCUAGGUCAGAAAAUACCGUGUCACGCUUGCUUUUUAAUUUUUUUUUCUUUGCAUGCACAAAAUUUUACUUGGUAUGUAGGUAGUGAGGAGAGGAGUAUUAGAAAGCUUUCUCUGGGGAUUAUAUGGCCAGUCUUACGGGAAUCAGAAGUAUUUGUAUAACUUUGCCUUGUGGACUUCUGGUAGGGAAACUAGGAAAAAAAUCAGUGUAACUGCUGAUCUGGUAUUGUCCUCUUAGAGACAUAGGAGAUAUUCUGCUUCUUUGCUGUUAUUAGCCCUUUUCCUCUUUUUUUUUUUUUUUUUUUUUCAUUUGAGAGGCAGACAGACCUUCUUCCAUUUGCUGGUUCGUUCCCUAAAUUACUGCAACAUCUAGGACUGGUCCAGACUGAAGCCAACAGCCAGGAAUGCAGUCUCCAUCUCUCAAGUGUGUGACAGGGACCCAAGUACUUGAGAAAUCACCUGCUUCCUCCUAGGGCGCUCAUUAACAGAAGCUGGCAUUGGGAGUGGAACCGGGACUUGAACUCCGACACUCCCAUGAGGGAUGCAGGCGUCUCAAGCAGAGUCUUAAAUGCUUUGCCUAAAGCCAGCCCUGUUUUGUUGUAACCAGUUACCUCACUGUCUAUGAGUAUGUCAAUGUGGUUGUAACUGCCUUAUAAUUUCUGCUGCCUGCCUUCUCUGUCCUCCAUGUAGCUUGAGUCCAGAUUCCUCUAACAGUAGAUCUGAUUGGUUCAGUUAGGCACACUGCCUGUUGGACAAAUCCUCCGUGCUAGUCUCUUCAUAGGUUGCCGGCCAGUCUAUAUACAUUGACUGCUGCUGGGGGAACAGGUGCUCUCUACUGCUGUCAUCUGUGGCCGUGGUGGCAGAGUCAGUGGCAUAAAACAUGGAGUGUUUUAAGAGUACAGUGCUAGCAUGUAAUAAGCUUUCAGGUACACGUGGUUUUCUUCCUUGUUAAAGGUAAAGGCAACCUGUGGUCUUGACUGCUAGGUUAAUUCAGUGUCAAGAAACCUUUCCUCAGAACAUACAGGAAGUAUCUUUCGGUGAUCAUCUGAAGUCUGCGUUUGUAGACGCAUAGAUAGCCUGAAGUCUUCACACAGAAAGACAUAUUACACUUCCUGUAGCAGCAUUCUGGACCAUUCUGUCGAUUGCUGUUUUCUGGACACCCACAGUUAUGCUGCACAGUUCGAGCUGUUGAUUUAAAACAUUCAUAAAGUGUCAUUCUCUCCUUCCACAUUUUGGCUUGUUCUGCAGUAGCUCUCUUACAGAUACAUGUUGUUAUUUAUUCCUUCAAUGACAGACACUAUCAGGGGUUCAUCGUGUGCCUGGUGUCUCUCCAUUGUGUUGGGUUGGGUAGAGUGUAGAUUUUUAAGGGUUAGGCAGAUCUAAGUUCAAGUCCUGACUCCCUUAUUUACUAGCUA
This is a messenger RNA of Oryctolagus cuniculus (rabbit), 12508 nucleotides long. RefSeq names its product zinc finger protein 800 (gene ZNF800). Lineage: Eukaryota; Metazoa; Chordata; Mammalia; Lagomorpha; Leporidae. The record is from RefSeq and is a predicted model, not a curated record.